UCAAACACUGAACUGGCUAUCAGUUUCCAACAAAAAAAAUGGCCGGUAAAGCUCGAGGUAUUCUCUUUUCCCUCCUAGUCCUAACCCUAAUCGAAUCCUCUCGUGCCGGUUCCGGCAUUGGUACCUACUGGGGGCAAAACACUUUUGAGGGAAGCUUGAAUGAUGCAUGUUCUAGUGGCUUGUAUUCCUAUGUUAACAUAGCUUUUCUUAACACAUUUGGUAGCGCUCAAGUUCCUCAACUCAACCUAGGAGGUCACUGUGAUCCAAGAUACGGUCAGUGCGUAGGGCUUACGACAGACAUUCUUAAUUGUCAAAAACUAGGAAUCAAGGUGAUGCUUUCUCUUGGCGGUCCUACUGGUACAUAUACUCUAACUUCCACGGAGGAUGCCAAAAACCUCGCAAUUUAUUUAUGGAACAACUUCCUGGGUGGACAGUCGGCUACUCGCCCUUUCGGUACUGCGGUGUUGGAUGGUAUUGAUUUCGAUAUAGACCUAGGUUCGAAUCAAUAUUACAGCGAUCUUGCAAGGUUUCUAGCAGAUUAUAGCAAACAAGGGACAAAGGUGUAUUUAUCAGCGACGCCUCGUUGUACAUUUCCCGACAGUUAUAUGGGAACUGCGAUUUCAACCGGCCUUUUUGAUUUUAUCUGGAUCAAGUUUUACAACAAUCCUGCAUGUGAGUAUGCUGUUGGUAAUAUCCAAAGCCUUACCAGUGCCUGGACCAAGUGGACUUCAUCGGUACCUUCAAGCACUAUGUUUUUAGAAUUACCGGCAUCAGCUGAUGCAGCGACGAGUGGUUUCAUUCCCACAGAUAUUUUGAUUAAUCAAAUUUUUCCCCACGUAAAGACGUCUCCCAACUAUGGAGGAAUAAUGAUUUGGUCAAGGUACUAUGAUAGUUUAAGUGGAUAUAGCAAGAGCGUCAAAGGAGAUGUACCUCAGCAAAUCGAGCUCAAGUCUUCUUUGGAAGACGAAGGCCGAUCUUGCUCCUCUGCCUAGUGUGUUGUUCGGCACGUUUUACUUUUUCGAUCAUCGACUUCUAUGUCUGCUCAAAUAAUGUAGCUCAAAUAAAAAAGACAUGCUAAAUAAGAAAUCUUCUUUUC
Molecule: messenger RNA, 1096 nt
Organism: Carica papaya (papaya)
Lineage: Eukaryota; Viridiplantae; Streptophyta; Magnoliopsida; Brassicales; Caricaceae
Product: acidic endochitinase-like
Biological process (GO): carbohydrate metabolic process
Cellular component (GO): extracellular region
Molecular function (GO): chitinase activity
Source: RefSeq, a predicted model, not a curated record